This is a messenger RNA of Sorghum bicolor (sorghum), 2081 nucleotides long. Its product is annotated as protein RFT1 homolog. The transcript has 14 exons. Gene Ontology annotation, cellular component: endoplasmic reticulum membrane. The coding region runs from base 160 to 1815 and encodes 551 amino acids. Lineage: Eukaryota; Viridiplantae; Streptophyta; Magnoliopsida; Poales; Poaceae. The record is from RefSeq and is a predicted model, not a curated record. Gene Ontology annotation, biological process: glycolipid translocation; dolichol-linked oligosaccharide biosynthetic process.
CCGAGGUCAAGCUGACACGCGCCACUGCCCGAUCUGUUUUUGCCGCAUCAGCUUGGACUCCUUGCCGCCGCCCUCGCCUUCCUGCCGCCGCUGGGGCCGACUCCUCUCCUCCGUCCGCACGAAACACCGGCCGGCCGAGGCGCCACUCAGUAAGCCGCGAUGGAUGAGGCGGCACUUCUCGCUGGAGCAGGGGCGGCUGCCGCCGCGGCGCCCCCUGCAGCGGCUGCUGGAGCCGCCGUGAUGGGCGUCUUCAAGUACAACUUCGCGGCGCAGUUCCUCUCGAGGGUUAUCCCAUUCGUGUUCAACAUCUGGUUCGUGCGCCAGCUCGGCGCGGACGAUGGCGCGGUGUCGGUGUGGAUCUCUCCUCUGCUUUUUUUCAUUCGUUUACUGCAGUGUAAUGAGGCAUUCGCAUUGCAGCUUCCUCUAUUUAUGAACUGCAUCUUAUUUUUAAGCCGGGAGGGGUUUCGACGUGCAUGUUUGCGUAAUGAUUCCCAGAGUGAUGUGUUGACUGACGAAGCGAUACUAAUGGUGGCUUGGAUGGUAAUUCCAAUGUCCAUCUUAAUUACUUCUAUUGGCAGCAUACUUGUGUUGAGUUUAAAGAAAGUGAAGCUAUCUGACCCCUAUGCGAAAGCUGUAUUGAUCAUCGGAUUUGCUUGUAUUCUGGAGUUAAUGGCAGAACCAUUAUACAUUAUUUCCCAGAAAAAGAAAUACUAUAAUAUAAGAGUGUACGUUGAACCGACAGCUACACUCUUCCGUUGUUUAACAACUUUCAUCCUCAUAAAAGGACGUAUUAAAGUGGACAAGCUGGUUCUAGUUUCUUUGUCCCAGGUUGUCUAUGGGGCCUGCAUUUUCUUUGGGUAUUGGUCAUAUUUUCUUAUGUUUACUGAUACUAAACCCUCACAUCUUUUUCCGUUAAGGUUAUCAAACCUGAUGGACUACGAUAAACAGUUAUUGCACAUGUGCAUGUUGUUUACAGGCCAGGCUUUCAGGAAGUUGAUACUCCAAGAAGGCGAGAAAUUUGUUCUUGUCUCAUUUGAUACUCCAUACAACCAGGCCGCCUAUGGUAUUGUGGAUAAAUUAGGGAGUCUGGUUGUUAGGAUAGUUUUCUUGCCAUUUGAGGAGAGUUCAUAUGCCACCUUUGCCCGAUUGGCAGGAGAGAGUCCCCGAAAUAUAUCCAAUAUUGAAGACUCUUUGCUUGGGGCUCUAAAGCUUAUUAUGCUAAUAGGUUUGGUGAUCAUUUCAUUUGGUCCAAGUUAUUCAUAUACCCUUCUAAAACUACUCUAUGGGGAAAGACACAGUGAUGGAGAGGCUCCAGUUAUUCUUCGUUACUAUUGUUUAUAUAUCAUCAGUUUAGCGAUGAAUGGCACUUCUGAAGCUUUUCUUCAUGCUGUUGCAAAUGAAAACCAGCUUAAGCGGUCAAAUGAUAUGUUGCUUCUGUUCUCGGUGAUUUACAUCAUUCUAAAUGUUGUUCUUAUUAAAUCUUCUGGAGCUGUUGGAUUAAUUGCAGCUAAUUCCAUUAAUAUGCUGCUACGAAUAACGUAUUCUGCAACAUUUAUAAAAGAUUACUUCAAGGGCUCAUUCUCUUUCUGGCGCUGUGUGCCAGCAGGCUGGGGCAUUUUACUCAUUUCUGGUCUGACCACUGUUUUCUCCGAGAGGGUUUUCUUGAACAGAAAGAGGUUCAAGCAAACUGUUCCCAUUCACAUAGCGGUUGGCAUCAUGUGCCUGAGCAUCGCAUCAUUCGAGAUUUACCGUGGUGAAAAGCAGUUCCUGAGGCAGAUAAUCAGAACUUUGAAGCAUCGUGACAAAGCUCAGUGAUUUGAAGAGACAGUGCAUUUCAUAGCAUAUUCUGGCUUGAACACCUGAUGAAAGAGAACUGGUAGUAUAGUGGGUGACUAAUAGUGUGUAUACAGGAGAUCGGUAGUUAAAAAAAAGAGGAGGAUUUAUAAACCAGUCAGAUAGAUAAAUUGGUUGCUUAUGGGAAUCGCUGAUUUUUCUUAUUGACUGAAACUUUAUAUUACAGAUCAAUUGAGUUAGUGAUUAGUGAUUCUAUAUUUUAUAAUUAAAGAAGAAGUUUAGGUUCA